Molecule: messenger RNA, 2430 nt
Organism: Rhopalosiphum padi (bird cherry-oat aphid)
Lineage: Eukaryota; Metazoa; Arthropoda; Insecta; Hemiptera; Aphididae
Product: zinc finger CCHC domain-containing protein 7-like
Exons: 4
Coding region: 298-1716 (472 amino acids)
Molecular function (GO): zinc ion binding; nucleic acid binding
Source: RefSeq, a predicted model, not a curated record
ACUACAAAUAAUAACAUAUGUACCGUGUAGUCUAGACGUCUAGUAUUCUAGUUACGGUAAUUUGUAUAGUAUGUUAAAAUUUUAUAAAUAUUAUAUGUAUUGUUUUUAUUUAACAUUAACAUAGAAUUUUAUACAUUUUCAUUCGACAAUUUAUUAACGUUUAUGAUUCGUUUUCAACCGUAAAAUGGAUGCAGAUUUCGUUCAACUACACAAAGUGACUAGUUUUUUUUUUACCGUUAUAGUUUUGUUGUAGUGUGAGAUCACCAUUUAUAUUUGUAUGUCUAAAAACAAUGGAAAAUGGACUCAGAUUUGUUUGACGAGCACAGUGAUUGCUCUAGUGAAUUAUCAGAAACGCGGUCAGAACUCGAAGCUCGCAUCUACAGCAUUAUCCACCAUAACGAUUUUUCAGGGACAUCAGAAUCACCAUUCAUUGAUCCAAAGUACGGUGUAGAGUUCAAUUCCAAUGGUGAAAUAGUCGUAUUUCAAAAAGAUCCAGCUGAUAUAGUUAUCAACACCCCUAUUAAAUUAUCCGAGGUGUGUACAAAUAGAGUUAUACCAACAAUCAUUUUGGAUGACGAUGAUUUAGAAAUUUCUAAAGAUAUCAGUAGCAUAAUUGAUAACGAAUUUGCUGAAACGAGCUUGAAAAAAAAGAAGAAGAAGAAAAAGAAGAAAAAAAAUGUAAAUGAUGAAAGUAUUGAGGAGUAUAUUAACACUAUUAAGAAUACUGACGCGUUAAAAGAAUAUAAAGAGAAAAGUGGGUUAAAUAAAAUGAAUACUAAAAUUAGUAAAAGUGAUAAUGUUGCACUAAACGUUGUUUCUUUUAACGAACGAGCAAUGCCAAUGACAUCAAGUGAAAUUUUGAAACAAUAUCGUAUUGGAAAACCAACUGAAAAUAGUUUGUGGUAUAGGUGCCCGAAGACAUGGACUCCAGAUAUGAUAAAGUUUUAUACUAAAAUUCAAAAGUCAAAACGAAAUUAUGACUGUAGAGAAGUACUAAACAAAAUUAAAGAAAAAUAUGGUUCCAAUCCAAUCGACUGGUCCUUGGAUCCCAUGGAUUUAUAUAAAUCUAACUCAAAUACGCCUAGAAUGAGAUGUAAUAUUUGUAGACAAUUCGGUCAUACUGGGUAUAAUUGCAAGGAUCAAUAUAAACCUCCAAUUUGUAUCAUGUGCGGAGUGGAAGGACAUCAUUUUCAUAGUUGUAAUAAAAAAAUAUGUUUAUCGUGCGGAACUUGGCAAAAAAAUUUUACAAAUAAUUGUAGUAUCUGUUUAUCAAUGAUUAAAGUCAAAUGUAAUAUGUGUAAUGAUGUUGGUCACGAAUCAAGUUAUUGCACAGAAACCUGGCGUCAAUUUCAUAGUACUAUUUCUACUGCACCAGAACCUGAAAGUAACAAAUUUGCUCAAUCUACUUCUAGAUCAAAUACUGAGUCAAGGCAAUCUAGUACAAGAAAGUCUGAAUCUUCAUCUUCAUUAUCUCCCAUUGUUAAACAGAUAAGUAAAAAUAGUCCAAAAUCUGUUGAUUCUGGUAAAUCUAAAAAAGCAAAACGAUUACAAUCCAAGAUAAAACAUUCAAAAACCAAAAAUCAAAGUAAUCUCUCAAUUUCUGAUAAUGAAUCCAUAAAUAUUGAUGUUAAUAUACAAGAUGUAACAUUGAAACGCACUCUAACAAAAAGAAAUUUUUUCAAGAAAAAAAAAUUAAAUGUUAACAGUUCAAUAUAAAAAUUUGAGAAUUGAGAAUUCAAACGACUAUUUACUUAAAAAUAAUAGAUUAGAUUUUUAAUGUGUUAGCAUAUACUGAGUUUUUUUAUUUAGUAUCAGUUGUUUAGUAUAUAAUUAUAUUAAGUCUAAUAUAAUCUAGUGUAAAUUCUAUAAUUUCACAUUGUGCUGGUUAGUAUUGUUUAAUGUCACAUAAUUAUUUGGGUAUCAGUUUGGCAUUGCAAAGGUUUUGAUGUACUAAAGGAAAUUUUAAUAUUAUUUUUAUCAUUUUAAUAUGUCAAUGUAUUAAAACGUAUAUUACAUUUCCAUCAUUGCUCAUAUCAAAGUGGUUUGGACUUCUAAUAGAAAUCUAUUUAUUUAAUUAUUUUUAAAGUUUAUUGCAUACAUAUUUAGUAUUUUGUUUGAAUAAGAAGAUGGAUGAAAUAUGAUGUUGAUAAUAUUUAAUUGUUAAAAUACUGUAUAUCUUAAUUAACAGGGAUAUCAAUGUUAAAUAUUGUUCAUCUACUUUAAUUUUCAUCCUCAUCUUGUCUUUAUGCAACUGUAUUUGGAAAUUUUUUUUAUUAUCCGAAUCAUAGACAAUUUUUUUAAUUUUUAAUAGUUACCUUUAUUGACAGUCCAAUAAAAAUUGUUUAAAUAAUCUGUUAUUUAUCAUGAUAAUAUGUAAUGGAUUCAAUUAUUAUAAAUAUAUAAAUGUAAUGCAAUUUUUUUAUUUUGUAA